Alligator sinensis (Chinese alligator) is the source of this 3613-nucleotide messenger RNA. It is a transcript of the gene NHERF2, whose product is annotated as SLC9A3 regulator 2. The transcript is spliced from 8 exons. Gene Ontology annotation, molecular function: signaling receptor binding; protein-membrane adaptor activity. Gene Ontology annotation, biological process: protein localization to plasma membrane. Gene Ontology annotation, cellular component: apical plasma membrane. Lineage: Eukaryota; Metazoa; Chordata; Crocodylia; Alligatoridae. Bases 1 to 1008 code for a protein of 335 amino acids. The record is from RefSeq and is a predicted model, not a curated record.
AUGAACCGUCCCGACCAGCGGCUUGCAAAUGGGCCAGAAGAGCAGCAAAGGCCACGUCGGGUACCGCAGAACCUGUCCCCUGUCUGCGGGAGGCUAUGGCUCAUUAACAGUGUCAACGGCGUCAACGUGGACAAGGAGACGCAUCACCAGGUUGUGCAGCGCAUCAAAGCCGUGGAGGCCGAGACUCGCCUGCUGGUGGUGGAUAAGGAGACGGACGAAUACCUGCGCAGCCUGCGCCUGACGUGCACCGAGGAGAUGGUGCACACCGGGAUCCUGCUGACCUCGACCGUGUCGCCAGUCAAGUCGGCCAGCAGCGACAACGGAGACGUCUGGAAGCCCCAGCUGGAUCUGAGCGGCGGGGGUCUCAAAAGGCACUCGCACAGCUUCAGUUCGGAGAGCGGGAAGAAGGACGUAAACGGACAAACGAAGGAGUCGCGCCCUCGCCUCUGCCACCUGAAGAAAGGCCCCAACGGCUAUGGCUUCAACCUGCACAGCGAAAAGUCCCGACCCGGGCAGUUCAUCCGCUCCGUGGACCCAGAUUCGCCGGCAUCUAAAGCAGGACUCCAGCCUCAGGACAAGCUUAUAGAGGUGAACGGGAUAAACGUGGAAGGCAUGAAGCACUCGGAGGUGGUGUCGCACAUCAAGUCCAAGGAGAACGAAGCCAAGCUCCUCGUGGUGGAUCCCGAAACGGAUGACUACUUCAAGAAACUGGGCGUCACCCCAGCGGAGGAGCACAUCAAAGGUGGUGUGCCCCAGCCUAUUACCAACGGGUCUCCGCAAACCCAGCUGAACGGAGGAUCCACGUCUUCGUCCCACAGCGAUCUCCAAAGUCCUGGGAAGGAAUCGGAGGAGGGGGACUCGGAGAAGAAGGACCCGUUCGAGGAGAGCGGGCUGAACCUGAGCCCGACAGCGGCAGAGGCCAAGGAGAAGGCACGCGCCAAGCGGGUGAACAAGAGGGCCCCGCAGAUGGACUGGAACAAGAAGCGGGAGAUUUUCAGCAACUUCUGAGCCCUACGGCAACGCCUCCCCUCCCGCGCCCACCCCUGCCUUCCCCACCGGACGUACCCGCCGGACGCGAGCUCCCUGCCCCUGGUGUCGCUUUGCGCCCCGCUCUCCAUGGGUUGCUUUUACAAGGCAGAUUUUAACAUCUUUUUAUUGACAAGCGGUUCUAACAGGAUGCGACCAAAGCCCCUUUCGUUGCUCCGGGCGCCCCACGGCGCCAGCGAGGAACGACUGGAGGGGCUUCCUUUGUCAUCUGGGCCUGCGUUCUUUAGGGUUUUACUGGUUUUAGGGUCCCCCCUGCCCCCCAAGAAUCCCGGACGGAGCCGGGACGGAUCUCUUAUUCCAAAGCCUCCUGCCGAGGGCUCUCGGACUUGCAAAUUCUCCCUUGGAGGAAUCGAAGCGUGCUGCAGCGUUAGGGGAAGACGGGCCGAACCCCCCAGCCGGGCUCCAGAAGUCAUUGCUCGUGGUGUGGGACUGGGGUCAGCAGCUCUGUGUUUCUCUCCCCUUGGCUUUGCUAUCCAUUGAAAAGGCUUUUUUUUUUUUUGCAAACGAUCCCAUCUGUUUCUCGUUAACGCUGGAACCACCCUCCCCAUGGGCUGGCUUGAUCCGAUACAAUAAAAGCCCCUUUCUCAGCAAAGCUUUUCCAUCCCAGGCCCCAUCCACGUGGCUGGCUGUGGAGGAGGCGUUCGUCGGACCCUGGAAAACAAAUACACAAAAUCACCCAAGGGCCCCACGGCUCAGAUCUGCAUAACGACAUGCAGAAAUGAGUGGCAUGGGGAGGGGAGGAGGAGGAGCUGUCCCCCCUUCAUCUCAAGGUGGAGAGACGGCCAAUGCACACGCGUUGGUCUCUGUGCCCAGCUCGAGAAGCACGAUGCAGCUUCUGCUGCCAGCGAGGAAGCCUCCAGGGACGGACACGAUGCUCGUGAAGACGGGGCUCCCUGCAGAAGCCAUCCGCCGUGGAUGCUGAUGUGGGCACCGUGCCUCAGGCCACAUCCAGUCUGCUAUUACCAACCUUUUGCCCCCCUGCUGAUCUUUUUCCACCUGCACUCCCAGCCUGUCAGGAUGAGGCCUCUCCUUUCCCUGCAGCCGGGUGCUGGGCCCUGAGUGGCACCGGGGUCAGGUGCACAGAUCGGACCGCGCAGGGGAGCCCUCUCCGGCGGUGCCCACCACGUGACGUCCCUUCCCGCGGGCAGUAGCCAGGGUGGCAAGCAGCUGCUUUAACUUUGGUCAGCUCCAUGCUCACAGCACGCUGCCUUCUCCAUUAGAUAGGGUUGUAAAACCGGCCCGUGUCGCUGUGAUUAAACCUAUUUAAGCUCUUCACUACUCACCCUGGGCUUCGUACAAGGGAAGAUGAAUUAAAACACGUACUAAUGGCUUCAAGGCAAUAGAGUUUUCCCAGGGAAGGGUCCACGCCGCAAGGAGCUGGACGAAUCCCAGUUUCUUCUUACCGAGAUCUAACAAAACAGUCUUUGUGGCUGGCACGUUUUGUAACACAAGUAGUAUUAACGAGGGGAACGGAGCAGGACUGGACGGACGCGGCAGAGGGUAGAAAGCGACCCCUUUCCCCAGCGAGAGACGUAAGAGGGCGAGGACGUAGGACUUCGUAGAACUCAAGCACAUGGUUCAAUUUUGCCCCCGCGCUACCCUGAAUGAAUCAGUGGCCUUUGACUUCGUGCACUAUGGGUCUUGGCAAGGGUCUGUGUGUAUUUCAUAAAUACUAAGCUAAAAAGGUGCCUUAUAAACACUUACUUUCAGUAGAAGGGUAUAUCCCAGCACAGUGCAAGGCGGUCGGGGGAGAAGGGAACCCCAGCAGCUGAUGCCACGGCGUUCAGCUGAGCACGUGGCUGUUCCCAUAUCGAAGACGAGGAACGGAGCGGCUUUUGAGAGAGUGGGUUGGCUUGCUUUUUGUGAGGAUGCACAGACAAAGCUUUGGAAAGAAAACUCUGCAAGUGUUUGGCUGUAAACGAAUAGGACCGACAACAGCCGGGAGAGCUCGUCUCCCGUACGGGGCCUGGCGGCUAACGGAGGUGUCAUUUACCUACCAAAAGUACCCGAAGGUGGGGCGGGCGUUUCGUGUUGGCUACGAGAAACCUUUGCUUCCUUCACAAGUCAGUCAUCAGAGAACCCCUCCACGCGCUCGUGAUAGGCAGGUUGCUUUUAGUCCCUGCAUUUCCAACAAGCUGGAGCCGUAUCCUGGUCUGCUGAGGACGUUAUCUCCCCGCUUACAAGGCAAACGGUCGAAUACAUCCUUGCAUACAUCUCAGCAAGCAAAAGUGAUUCUCUCACAACCUGUACAUACCGUUAAUUCUCGCACAAGACUGAACCACUGUAGUCGAGGGGAAGCUAGCAGGGGUUGGCGGGGGGUUUGGAUUAUGAUCAAAGGAAAUCAGGUAUGCACACAUGUACCAAUAAGAUUUUAAAAUGAUCUCUGCUUACUCCGUGGAAACUGCUCAUGGCUAAAGGACUUACCACUAUUUCUGACAUCUUGUAGCUCUGUAAUAAUCAGUUUCUGUACAUUUAACUUUCAAAAUCAGUACAAGUAUAAGGCUGUUUUCUGCAUUGUAAAAACAUAAUGUAUACUUUCAUGUCAAUAAUAAACCCUGUUUUGCCA